AUGAGAACGGCAGUAAGAGCUCUUCAUUAUGUGUUCAAAAUUGGCGACAGAAAAGCCUCGUAUGACUUCUUCACGAAGGUCUUACAGAUGAAGGUGUUGCGUCAUGAAGAAUUCGAAGAAGGUUGUAAAGCCUCAUGUAAUGGACCCUAUAAUGGAAAAUGGAGUAAGACGAUGGUGGGCUACGGUAGUGAAGACGAUCACUUCGUCAUCGAGCUGACCUAUAAUUACGAAAUAGGCUCGUAUCGCCUUGGCAAUGAUUUUAUGGGAAUGUUCAUUGAAUCUGAUAAGCUUCACAAAUCACUUGAAGGGCACGAGAAUGUGAAGAAAUUGGAAUGCGGGAAACUUCAGCUCACAGAUCCUGACGGUCACUGGUUCCUUAUAUGUCCUGGACAAGACCCUCCAAAGGUGGUCAAAGUAAGCGUGAGAGUACAGGAUUUCCAAAAAAGCGUUGAUUACUGGACCAAUCAGUUGGGAAUGAAGGUUGUUGAGCAACGAGAUAAAGGACGCAUCACUAUGGGCUUUGGCGAGGGUCAGUGUUGCCUUGAAGUACGUCAACUUCCAGAAGGUACCGCAUUGGAUAGAGGAAGCGGUUAUGGGCGCAUAGCCUUCGCCUAUCCCGAUGAUGGACUUUCUGCAUUGCAAGAGAAAAUGAAAGCGGCUAAGCUACCCAUUCUAAAAGAGCUCACCACUCUCGACACACCAGGAAAAGCCAGCGUGCAAGUCGUGAUUCUGGCUGAUCCUGAUGACCACGAAAUUUGUUUUGUUGGCGACAAAGGUUUCCGCGAACUUAGCAAAGUCGAUCCGAAGGCCGAUGAGAUGAUACGCAGAGAGAUUGAGAAGGACGACAGCGUGAGUUGGUUCAAAGACGGAAAGAAAAAGGUCUAA
Molecule: messenger RNA, 885 nt
Organism: Cooperia oncophora
Lineage: Eukaryota; Metazoa; Nematoda; Chromadorea; Rhabditida; Trichostrongylidae
Source: the annotation of a GenBank genome assembly